Messenger RNA from Blepharisma stoltei, 309 nucleotides. The record is from the annotation of a GenBank genome assembly. NCBI's taxonomy places the organism in Eukaryota, Ciliophora, Heterotrichea, Heterotrichida, Blepharismidae.
AUGAUUGAAAAAGAAGAUGAAAAAAGUAAGCGCAUGAAGGCAGAAAACUUGAAGAAAAUAAAAUAUUUACUGUUAGAGAGUAUGAAUAAGGAAGGAAGCAUUGAGUCAGAUUUAUUUGGCAGAGAAGAUAUGAUAAGCACUGCAUCUAGUAAAGCACACAACGAAUUUGUUUGCUUUAUAAUGCAAGAUACUCCAUAUAAUGCUUGUAUUUCAAAGGCUAUCUCGAAAUACCCAGAAGAAAGUGCUGUUUUUAAACAAAAAUCAAUUAAAGGUCAUCGUCGAAGAAAAAGCGAAAAUAAUUUAUUGUAA